This is a messenger RNA of Trichogramma pretiosum, 2733 nucleotides long. RefSeq lists its product as uncharacterized. Gene Ontology annotation, molecular function: protein binding. The record is from RefSeq and is a predicted model, not a curated record. The transcript is spliced from 12 exons. NCBI's taxonomy places the organism in Eukaryota, Metazoa, Arthropoda, Insecta, Hymenoptera, Trichogrammatidae. The coding region runs from base 253 to 2733 and encodes 826 amino acids.
UUUCUCAAUUUACUUUACUAGCCCGCAAAUGCAUAGUCCCAAAUGAGUGGCAUCACAAGUUAACCGUGCAGAAAAGCUUGAUACACGAAACGCGACGGGUAAACUUUCGGCAGUAACGGUUUACUCAUAACAGCUCGAUCUCACUCGUUGACAAUAACCGCAAACGAAGUUAGAGCUUUCACUUGGCUACAUCGAAUCUCAAUGAGGCCACUAUUGUUACUUCUAUGCAUGGAAUAAGCAUAAUGUAUAUAUAUGUGUGUCUGCAAUAAAAUUGAAUCCUGUACAGACAAUUGGCUAUUUGCAGAAGAAGCAUCGGAGCCGAAGCAUCAUCGAAAUCGUCGCCAUCGUCGUCGUCGCAGUCACAGCGCUGCUAACUUCGACUCGGACAAUAGUAAGAGUAGCCUCGUGGUUCUAUACUGUAAGGAGCGAGCAAAGCCAAACUACUCGCACAACAGAGUCUCUUGGAAGUCCUGUCACGAGCAAUCGAAUGCGGCUGGAUCAUCUUCUGACGCGCCACGUUACGCGACGCUUAGAUUGAGAUCCAGGACAGAUACAAAAGUUCAAACAACUCGCUGUAGUAGGUCGAGCAAUUCUAAAGCAGAUUUAUCGGUUGAUCGAGAGCAUCGUACGAAGCCAGCUAACGUAUUGAGAGGCGAAAUAAACAACAACGACGCUUGCCGUCACCACACCACUGAAAGAUUUUGUCAGGAAUCAUGCUUGACCACAAACAAACUGAUAAGCCGAAAAACUUUUGACUGGUCCGGUGUAAACUUUGACCAAAUAGGCUUUGAUGCUCGCUUCUUCGUUCGCUGCACUUUCAGUUCUCAAAGGAAGCAGUUGUCGCAUCAGCAACAGAGGGCAGAAAACAUCGGGCCACAAUUGGGCAUGUUAAUCCAGCAUCUUCAGCAAGAAAAGAACUUUCCCACCAAGGAUGAGGCUAACAAUGCUUCUUUGAAUGCAAAUAACUCCCAAAAUGCUUUUCCGUUCCAAGCCACUCCCAGUGACAAUCUUAAAGUUAUACCUAACCAGGUGAUUUUUGAGUCGAAAAAAGUGAGCACCUUGAUCGCAAAGCCGUGCAAUUCUAAAGUUGCUACGAAAGCUGAAAAUCAGCAUCGCUCUGAAAAUGGUAGUCUAGUUAUGAAUGCGGGCGAAUUACCACAGUUGUUGGCAUUCGAAGUGAAAAAUUCGACGCUUGAGCGGUUACAAGUCCAACGUAGGCUACCGGAGCAGUCCGAAUUUCGGCAACCUAUGAUGUCGACCAAUAAAAGUAUAAGACCUCGGACCCAGCCCGUCAAUGGGACAAAAGUUCAACAACAACAACAUCAGCAAGAGCAGCAACAGCGUCAACAACAACAAAAAGAUGUAGAGAAGAGACUUGAAGGUGGAUCAUGUAGUACUUACGGUCAAGCUUACAAGCCAACUGCUCUUACCAAUAUUUCUUUAGCCACCUUAGGAUUCACGUAUGAACAACCAAUCGAUUGGGAACGUAUUCACCUUCCAGAUAAAACAAAUCUUCUUCACGAGCUUCUAAGACGCAUAACAACUUACAAAAAUGCUGAUUGCAUAGUUCGCAUCGGAAACAAUGAAUUCCACUGCCAUCUAUUGGUGCUGCAAUGCUAUAGCGCAUUUUUCGAUUCUAAAAAUGCAAAAAUCGUCGAUUUAACAGAGAGUUGCGUUACUUCGAAAGGCUUUUCGAUCAUCUACGACUGGAUGAUAUGUCCAACAAACGAUAGCUACCACCUUUUGCUCAGGGAUAACAUACUUGAGAUUUUUUUAGCUGCACAAUUUCUCGAAAUCAAAGAAUUGGAAGAACAGUGUUGGGCUUUCAUCGACAACGAAGAACUUUUUUCCGAAGAUACAGCAUUUUUACUUUACUUAGAAGCUAGAAAAAUAGGAAAUACUGCUAUAAUGGAACUCAUGAUCCCUCGGAUCAUGAAAUUUUUCUUGAUGCUCGUCAGUUCAAGUGACUUUUUAGAGCUCUCAGUAGGGGAACUCUGUUUACUUCUUCGUUCAAAUUAUAUCAGCGUCAACAGUGAAAUGGAAGUACUUAUGUCAGCUGUUAGAUGGCUUAUGCAUGACUGGGAAGGAAGAAAACAACAUUUGCUGGAAGUUAUGAAAUGCAUUAGGUUUGGCUUAAUAGCUCCAUGGCAACUUGUUGACGUCAAGAGAAACCCUGAGAACCCGGAAUUUAUGGAGCUUAUGUCGUAUACAGAAAUUCAAAAAAUGGUUGACGAUGGUUUAGCUUUCGUUAUCAUCAAGUACUGGUAUGGUAAUCAAACAGAAGAUUAUUACCACUGGAUAGAUCUGCUCGGAUUAACUGAACCAACAAACAGGAAUUGGGCUGGUGAAGAUAAAAAUUACGUGACGUACAGAGAGUUUUUAUUAUAUUUAGAUGAGUAUCAAAAAACAAAAAUAUCAGGAAUAAAGAACAAAAAAUCUCAUGAAAAAACAUCACCAGCCACUUCACCUGUUAAAGAAUCAUCCCCGCAGUCGACAUUGGCCUCUAAAACUCGAACCAGUCAUUUUUCUCAUUCCUCGGAAAUUCCAUAUCCGAUAACAAAUUCUAAACCUUCAAAGAAUUUUACACAAUCGUCAAAUGAUAAUCAACACUCUUCCUCGCAUGUGAUAAUGCUACCACCUGAAAUGUUGAACCAAUAUCUCAAUAACGCUAAUCGAAGUUCUGCGAAAUUGGCUAGUAAGUCUACGAACGUUUUAUCAAGAUCAAAGAAUUAA